Jaculus jaculus (lesser Egyptian jerboa) is the source of this 4338-nucleotide messenger RNA. RefSeq names its product membrane bound O-acyltransferase domain containing 2 (gene Mboat2). Bases 438 to 1733 code for a protein of 431 amino acids. The record is from RefSeq and is a predicted model, not a curated record. Gene Ontology annotation, biological process: lipid modification. Lineage: Eukaryota; Metazoa; Chordata; Mammalia; Rodentia; Dipodidae. The transcript is spliced from 14 exons. Gene Ontology annotation, cellular component: membrane. Gene Ontology annotation, molecular function: acyltransferase activity.
CCGAGGCCCGGCCAUGGCCACCACCAGCACCACAGGCUCCACCCUACUGCAGCCGCUCAGCAACGCCGUGCAACUGCCCAUCGACCAGUCUAGAUUUGGUAAAUGUCUGGCUGAGGAGUUUCAGCUUCUGCAGGACGAAGGAAAAAGGCAGUGCAGACAGGCCAGUGUGCCCUGAUGAAGUUGGUGACGUGGCUCAGCAAGUAGAUCACCACCUUCGCUUUGUGCUGCAUGCAGUGGGGACCAGGGUCAACUUUGUAGUGUGCCAACUCUUUGCCUUGUUAGCAGCCAUUUGGUUUCGAAUUUAUCUACACUCAAGCAAAACUAGCUCUUUUAUAAGACACAUAGUUGCUACCCUUUUGGGCCUUUAUCUUGCAUUUUUUUGCUUUGGAUGGUAUGCCUUACAUUUUCUUGUACAAAGUGGGAUUUCCUACUGCAUAAUGGUCAUCAUCGGAGCGGAAAGCAUGCACACAUAUUGUUUUGUGUUUGCUUUGGGAUACCUCACAGUGUGCCAAAUUACUAGAGUCUAUAUCUUUGAUUAUGGACAGUAUUCUGCUGAUUUUUCAGGCCCAAUGAUGAUCAUUACCCAGAAGAUCACUAGUCUGGCUUACGAAAUUCAUGAUGGGAUGUUUCGAAAGGAUGAAGAACUGACUCCAUCACAGAGGGGAUUAGCUGUAAGGCGCAUGCCAAGUCUCCUGGAGUAUGUAAGUUACAACUGUAACUUCAUGGGCAUCCUGGCAGGUCCACUCUGCUCUUACAAAGACUACAUUACUUUCAUUGAAGGCAGGCCAUCCUAUGUGACACAGGCCAGUGAAAAUGGAAAAGAAGAGGCGCAGCAGGGAAGAGCAGACCCGUCCCCAAAUGCAGCUGUUAGUGACAAGCUCUUAGUCUGCGGGCUCUCCUUGUUAUUUCACUUGACCAUCUCCAACGCGUUGCCUGUGGAGUACAACAUUGAUGAGCGAUUCCAGGCCACAGCUUCAUGGCCAACCAAAGUCACCUACCUGUAUAUUUCUCUUUUGGCUGCCAGACCUAAAUACUAUUUUGCGUGGACCUUAGCUGACGCUAUUAAUAAUGCUGCAGGCUUUGGUUUCAGAGGAUAUGACAGAAAUGGAGUGGCUCGUUGGGACUUAAUUUCCAAUUUGAGAAUUCAACAAAUAGAGAUGUCGACAAGUUUCAAGAUGUUUCUUGAUAAUUGGAAUAUCCAGACAGCUCUUUGGCUCAAAAGGGUGUGUUAUGAACGAGCGUCCUUCAGUCCAACAAUCCAGACGUUCUUUCUCUCUGCCAUUUGGCAUGGGGUAUACCCAGGAUAUUAUCUGACGUUUCUAACAGGGGUGUUAAUGACAUUAGCAGCACGAGCUAUGAGAAAUAACUUCAGACAUUAUUUCUCUGAGCCUCCUCUACUUAAGUUCUUGUAUGACGUCAUAACCUGGGCGGUGACCCAGGUAUCAAUAAGUUACACCGUCGUGCCGUUUGUGCUUCUCUCUGUGAAACCGUCGCUCAUGUUUUACAGCUCCUGGUAUUACUGCCUUCACAUUUGUGGUAUCUUAGUUUUAUUAUUGUUGCCGGUGAAAAAAACUCAAAGAGGAAAGAAUGCGCAUGAAAAUAAUGAGCUCUCACGACCCAAAAAGUUUGACGAAAGAGAAAGUUCUCUGGGACAGAACAGCUUUUCCACACCAAACAACAUUUGCAGUCAGAACCAAGACCUGGGCUCCAGACACUCAUUGCUAACGCAGUGAUGUAGGGAGCCUCUUCCUGACUGCUGCGAUCUGUGAACAGAAACUACUUACCAUCUUUACAGAGGGCCUGUGUUUAAGGAAAACAGACUAACCAAGGGGAAUGGGACAGUUAUAGAUAGAGAAUUUCCUGCAUACCAGAUUGAACAUGGAACGAAAUAACCCCUCCCUUACCAUGUCCCUGUGGGCCACGCCUUAUAAAAACUUUUCCAUAUUUCAACAGGGCACUCUGACCUCAGCAUAUGUCCUUCAGGUCAUAUGUGUGCCCUGUUGCUGAAUGUACAUUGCAUAUCCCAAGGCACUGAAGAAGUGGAAAAAUAAUCGUGUCAGUCUGGAUGAUUGAGAGAUUAACUUUUCCAAAUGAAUGUCUUGCCUUAAACCUUCUAUUUCCUAAAACAUUGUUCCUAAAUGGUAUUUUCAAAUGUAAUGUUGUGAGAAGGCUAUUUCAACAUUUGAUGUUGUGUGCUGUACAGGAAUUGAGGAGGAAUUUAAAACUAGAUAUUUAAGCUUGCAGAUAUUUUAAAAAUGCAAUAAACACUCAGUAUUUGAAGGGUUUUCUGAAGGUAUCUCAGAUGACAAUACAUGAUGGCACUGUAAACAGUAACAGAUGCUAAAUUACAUGUAGCUUAUUUUUCUGGGGAACUUAAUUACCUUGUGUCAGUCAGGGAGCCCUUCCAGGACGAAUUUCUUAAACAUAAUUAAAGGUUGGUAAUGUGAUAUUUUAGGCCUAUUUUCUUAAAAACAAAAAUAAGAGCGAUCAGGCAGGCAGGAAAAGAAAGCAGUGUGCGGCCUGGAGCUAGCUAGCAUCAGAGCGCCUCUCCCUUCCUGUGUCCGAGCGCAGUACGGCUGUGCGGUACAGAAAGCUAGUGAUAUUUGGGGCUUUUAAAUGAAAUUUGCUGAGCAUAAAUUAUAUAGAAUUAGGAGAGAUUGUGAGAGUAACAGUGGUAGAUUGCUCGGAAGUUAUGAAAAAAAAUCUCUAGUAAUUAAGGAAACUAUAUGGCUAAUCAGUUUCUUAGCCCUGUCACUUUGCUAUUUGAGAAGGUUUUAGGGAAAAGAAAAUUUAGUUGUUGAGUCUGAAUGGCAUUUUUUGAAAAUCAAUAUGAAUUCAUUUCCAAAAUUCUUUAACUUCAUAUAUUAAAAUUUUUCUAAUUAAAUGUUGUUCAAGUGGGUUUUAGAUUCUAUAAAAACAGAAAUGUGUUUCCAUGUUAGGGGCCAUUUUUGCCAUAAUAAUCUUGCCUUGAGUUAGUAGGUGUGUCCUUUAAUCCCAUAGCAAUAUUACAGGUCGUAGUAGCUGUAAGCCUGAGGUGAGUUUAAUGUCAAGUAGCCCCCAGCCUCAGCCAGGCUUGAGAUCUGGCCCUGUGGGAGAGCGGGGGCAGGUCUUUACUGAAAUUUGACCAAGAUUUUACGGAAUUUGUUUUGUUUUGCCUUAAAUCUUCAAAUGAAAUGCAAAUUGUCUAUAAUGAGUGCUUUUUUGUCACUAAUACUUUUGUGAGUAAAGUUAGGAGCCGACAGGGUGGUUUAAACUUUAUAGUGUUUCAACCAAAGAAGCAAGACAGAGUUGGAAGGCCUGAGGCCCGCCACAAGUGUGCCAGUGUGUUGCUGGACCUUGGGAUAGCGUUGCUGGGUCUGAUUUUCUGAAAGCAGACUGUUUCCCACCUGCUUAGCCAAGUCCUCCACCCCACCUCUCUUCAGGAAGGGACAGAUGGCUAAAGAAAUUUUCUCUGUAUUUCCACGCAUUGAAACUUAGCUAGCUGCAGAAAGUAAGGGGAAAGAAAAGCCUGUUACAGAAAGUAUCUGUCCCCCAAAUGCCUCCUCUGUUUAAUGAAAGCUCUGGAGGACAAGUCACUGUUAAAGAAAGUGAACAAAUCCAGAGAUUAAGGACAGCCCCAGUCAUUGCAUGCGUGAAAGCCAGAAAGCGCAAUAAAAACUUUGGUUUGGGUUUUGCUACCGUUGUCAUUUCUCCAGACACUUCAUUUCUGAACAUAGUUUAUUUCUAAGCCUCUAAAGUGAAGCCAUGCCACCUGCUUCUUGCUCAGUGAAUUUAUACUCACAGUACUGUCACACGGAAAGCAAGACGAAUGGCCUGCUCCUGGACCCUGUGAGGUGGUUCAUUACAGAUCCGGUGUAGCUUUUUUUUUCACCCUCUAAAUAUAUAGUAGUUACAUUUAUGAAACAAUUUUUGAAUGACUCUUUUCUAAUUUGGAGAAAUAAUCACAGAUGUGCAAUCUGAAAUAAAAAAUUAAAGAAAUUAAUUCUUGAUUUGUUCUUAAGAAAAAAAUGUGUUGCAUAGCAUGAAUAGGUCUAGUUGGGAUGUUGUUAAGAUUAUUUAACUUGUAGUAGAAGAAUUGAAAAUGAAUGUGUCUCCUGCUGUUGGGCAAAAAGGAAUUCACUAUAAUAUAAGCUUUUUAUCAAAAGAAUAGAAUUCAAGUGUUAUUAUAUUGUUUUUCCAUUCUUCGGUCUUGUAAAAUUACUCCAGAAAUAAUCAGCAUGUUUUUACUUGUAUUUCAUUUUAUACUACUCAGGGAAAAAUGAGCAAAAGUGUUCUUCCCUCAAGUUUAUUUUCUUAAAACAAUAAUAAAUUUGGUGUGUCUGAGUUGGCACUACUUUA